GAAAACAAAUCGGGAAUGUGUAUCAUAUAUGGUGUAUGGACACCAAGGAAACAUGUCCUGCGUAUGACAUGUGAUAUACAGGACAAGGUUUCGCUCCAAGGAAAAAAGGAAUAUUUGAUUCGACUUCGUAACCCAUGGGGUAAGACCGAAUGGAAAGGCAAAUGGAGCGACAGUUCACAGGAAUGGGAAAAGAUAGAUGCCGAUGAGAAGAAUAAAUUGGGUUUAUCGGAAAAGAACGAAGGAGAAUUUUGGAUGAGCAUCGGAGAUGUAAUGAAACACUUCGACCUUUUAGACCUGUGCCAUCAAGAUAAGGAAGCCUUUAUAAGCAGUCUGGAGGACAAAGGAGAUAAGGAAAAGAAAGAUUGGAAUACAGCCAGUUAUAUAGACAGUUGGAAGCGGGACAUUUCCAGCGGCGGUUCAGACAGAAAGACAGAGUCUUACUGGUCCAAUCCCCAGUUUCUGCUUGACUUGGAGGAUGAGAAGGACGAAACUCCAGUCAUCAUCUCCCUUAUGGAAAUAAUGGAGAAGAAUCGGAACCGCAUGGAUAUUUUCAUUGGAUUUGAUGUUCACCGGAUUAAGAAAAACGCCCCACAACCUCUUAGUGAUGAUAAUUUCAGCGAUGAGUCUCUGAGAUUCGAAUGUAGAGCCGAAGAAACAGAAUGGCGCGAAAAUACGAAAUAUCUUACUCUGAAGCCAGGAAAAUACGUCAUCAUACCCUUUACACAGGUGAAAGACAAAGAGUCUCGUUUUCUCUUGCGGGUUUUCUCUCAAACCAAAGUGCUUUCAAGUUCAGUUGACCAACCACCGUGCAUUUCUAAUGAUGAUUUGGAACCAGAUAAUACUUUGAAAACAUACGCAGAUGACACUGAGUGGAUGGAUGCAUUUGAACUAUAUGAGUUUAUCAAACCACUCUGGACAGAAAAUGAGAAUUUCCCUCCUCUGACACUGGAAACAGCACGCUGUUUUUUGAACUUUAUCGAUGAAGAUCGACUGGGAGUCAUCGGAACAGAAGAAGCUGAAAAGAUCAAACAACUUUUGAGCAGAUGGCAUGCGGAAUUUCAAAGCCGUGUCAAAGAUGGUUCCAACAAGGCAGAUGUCAAAGGACUGAAACGAAUGUAUUCAGUUUUAGGUGUUGAUAUUGGCCGUAAAGUAAUUGAAGCUGUUACCACGCGGUAUGCAGAUAAAGAUAACAAAAUUUCCUUUGAUGAUUUUGUACAAAGCGCUGCUAAACUUUUGAAUUCUUAUUGGAUUUACAAAGGACACGUUCAGAAGAAUCGCAAAAGCCUCGGUAUCAGGAAGUGGAUGGAAUUAAUGUUAUAUAUCUGAAGAAAUUAAUCUACAAUUUCUGCGACACGGUUCCAUGUUGUGCGAUUUUUCAUGUGUAAAAGAAGCAAUAAAGAUACUUUAUAAUA
Messenger RNA from Octopus bimaculoides (California two-spot octopus), 1412 nucleotides. RefSeq names its product calpain-11. The record is from RefSeq and is a predicted model, not a curated record. Gene Ontology annotation, biological process: proteolysis. Lineage: Eukaryota; Metazoa; Mollusca; Cephalopoda; Octopoda; Octopodidae. Gene Ontology annotation, molecular function: calcium-dependent cysteine-type endopeptidase activity. Gene Ontology annotation, cellular component: cytoplasm.